Molecule: messenger RNA, 1864 nt
Organism: Rosa rugosa (rugosa rose)
Lineage: Eukaryota; Viridiplantae; Streptophyta; Magnoliopsida; Rosales; Rosaceae
Exons: 6
Coding region: 1324-1680 (118 amino acids)
Biological process (GO): proteolysis
Molecular function (GO): cysteine-type peptidase activity
Source: RefSeq, a predicted model, not a curated record
AGUUGGAGCUUUUAGUUUCAUAUCUGCUGAAGUUUAAUUUUUUUAGUUUCUUUUCCAAUUCUUCGGUUAUCAAAUUUGGAUUGUAUGAUUUGUAAUUUCUGUUUCUUUAUUGUGAUUGUGCUAUAUAGGCCAGUUUUAGUGUUUGAUGGGUUAAAAGCAGGAAGCCUUUGUAAUCAUGAUUUAAACAGUGUGCAUUUAAAGAGAACGAGAAGGCUUUUAGGCGAUGGUUUUAGCUUGUGGGUAAAGUAGAGUAAUAUCUGGGGUUCUUGAACCAGAAAAUUAAAUUGAGGGGUGCUAAAUCUUAGGUUGCCAAAUUCUUGCUCAAAGUUUUUAGAUUUUAAGCUCUGCCAGAAAUAUCAGUCGACUUUGGAGUCCUAGAGUUCUGACCUCGUGAGAGCAUAAGUUCUGAUACUUUGUGGGAUUGUAGGUCUAUAUGUCUAGUGUUUCCCUGUAAAAGGGUUUUGCAUUUGGAGUUCUAAAUCUUCUGGAAUAUUGGUUGGAAUGCUAGAGGGUCAGAACAGAAAUUAUUACUGUAGAUUGACUUUGGAAGACCAUAGUUCUUAAACCAGUGGGAAUAUGGAGCUGAAAAUUUGCAGAAACUUAGACAUACAUGUCUCACAUAUGCCUGAAAAACAGUUUUUAAUUUCGUGCCAUGUAGCUUCCACAAUGGCAAACCAAGUACACCAAUAUCAGAAUCAGCUUUCUGCAGAAUCUGCAUAAUAGAACACUGAAUUUGCAGGUCUAUAGUUUUCUACUCUGAUUUAAUUGGACUGUAAAAUUUUAUAGGAAAAGGGGGAAGUGUGUCUAGUUUUUGUUACAGCGAUUUCACCCUUUUUAAUCUUCUGGAUUUGGAGAAACAGCUGUUUUAGCGACUAUAGGUCAGCAGCAGUUUGCAGACCAGCUUAGGAACUUUCACAAGCCACCAUUUUUAACUCAGUGGGUGGCCAACAUUAUACGGAUUGAAAGCUAUGAGUGUAUUUUCCAUUUUAGUAGAAUCACUCUUACGUACGUUUUUAUCUCAACUUGUGAGGCAUUUGAAGAAGGAAUGCCUCGAGAUUUGUAUAUCUUCAGAGAUGAUAUUAUUCACUUAAUGGAGAUGCAAUGGCUCAGCGCAAACUGCAUAGUGGCUUACAUGAGGUACCUAUAUGAGGUCCUUGAGAAAUCUGACAUGGUUGAUACAUUUGGGUUCGUGGAUCCUGCACGGGUCGUCUCUAUUGCGGUAUCAUAUUCAAAGAAUGUAGUGAACAAUUUAGUAGAACGGAUGCAACAAGGAAAGUCUCUGAUCGCAUAUUUUUGGUACCUUACAAUCCCAGUGACCAUUGGAUGUUGACUAUAAUAAAUGAAGAAAAAGACAUUGUCUACAUUGUGGACUCUUUGGAAAGACAAUACCCCAAGUGGAUGGAAACUGCGAACAAUGCAAUCAAAUUAUUUAAUGGAAUUACGGGUAGACAUGGCAAAAAAGCAUCACGAUGGAUAAAUCUCUCGGGUGCACCAAAACAAGUGGGCGGUGGUGAAUGUGGUUACUAUGUCAUGAGAUACAUGAAGGAACUGAUUGAGGAUCCAAUGCUUUCUUUUGCACAGAAGUGGAGUAGGAAGUCGAAGAGAACCAGCUACUCACAAGAGCAAAUUGAUGAGGUGCGGGUUGAAUGGAGUGAGUUUGUUACAAGGAAAUACUUGUAGACGUUUAUGAUGAAGCGUGAUAUUUGUAGUGCUGCUUUUUAUGGAACAAGUAGUCUUUGUUGAUCGUUUGUUAAGUUGGACAAAAUUAUUUAAGUUUCAUUGUUUAAUAUGUAGUAGUACUUAAGUAAUUUACUUAUUGUAGAACAUGAUAUUUUAACUUUUGGUUUAUGAAAGAUAUAUCGGU